Molecule: messenger RNA, 1660 nt
Organism: Erinaceus europaeus (western European hedgehog)
Lineage: Eukaryota; Metazoa; Chordata; Mammalia; Eulipotyphla; Erinaceidae
Exons: 5
Coding region: 1-639 (212 amino acids)
Source: RefSeq, a predicted model, not a curated record
AUGCGAGCCCAUCAGCUGUCAGGCGAGCAGCAAAGCGGCCCGAGGGCGGCGAGAGACACAAAGAACGCGGUGAGCGGCGGCGGUGGCGGCGGCGGCAAAUUCGGGACUGCAACUGCUCGCCGCGCCUGCGGAUGCAGCCGGGCUCCGGCUCCGCGCGCUACGGGGUGCAGAGCGCCCGCUCUCCCCACCCUCUGCCCCCCUCCCUGGCCCUCACUUGACGAUCUCGCGGCUCGCCCAGCCCCCUCCCGGCCGGACAGGCAGGUCCCCACCCGGGGUAGGGGCGCCCCCUGGUUCCCGCGGCGGGGGAAGGAAGUCGGUCAGCUGCAGCCGAGCCCGGCAACUUGCGAGCCGGGAAAAGUUUGCAGCGCGUCCGCGGGGCGGCGCGGCGCGGCGCGGCGCUGCGCGGCCCGCCCCUGGCGUUCGCGGUGGCCGCCGGUGACUUUCGGGACUCGCCGUCAACCCGGGCGGCGGCGCGAGCGGCGGGGACCGCGGGGCUGGGCCGGAGGGUCCUCGCCGGGGGCUGAGGCACUGAAGAAUUACCGUAGAAGAGGGACAAGGAAGGAAGACAAUGCAGGAGGAGAUACGUACAUCCAGGCACAAUGGAAGCUUUCUGUGUGCAAUGUGACUGUUUGCCACUAGUGAAGAGUAGCCAUUCACAAACAUUUGGAGUGUUGAAAUCUAAAUUAUGUGGGGGAAAAAAAGGUAAAGUCCAGAGAAAAGCAUUAAUUUGCUUUCAUUUUUUUUUAUUAACCUUCAUUUAUUUUCUUAGAGGUUCAGUCAUUAAGUAAUAAAGUAGUUUUCAAUUUAAUGACACAUCUUGCAUAAACUAUUAACGAUUCUGUUAAUUUGAAAAUCCACCUUUUCAUAUUUUGCUGAGGAGUAGAGCAUUUUAGCCAUUUUUGAUACACUCUCCAUUCAAUUGAGUAGUUAAUUAUAGCUUUUUGAAAUAGUGUACACCUCUUAAUAAUAAUAAAUGCAUCAAGUGCUAUCCUAAAGAUCUGAAAGCAAUGUAAGAUUUUUCUGAGGAACACUGUUGUGCAGCUCAGCAAAGCAACUAAUUUCUAACUUGUCAUCUUGCAAAUAUGUAUUUGUUUAAUGGUAGGUUUAUAUAAUAUGAAACGCUUAAAUAGUGGAAAUAAAGCACUUUAAAAAGAUGUGAAUACAGCAUCUUUGAGCCAUGCAUUGUAUUCAUUAAUGAAAAAUUUAUCAUUUCUGUUCCAUAUUUAAUAUCCAUUGAUGUCAGCUCUCUGAGAUGAUCUGAAAAAGUGUGGCCAUAACUAUUUAGAAUGUUGAUCAAACUACAGUUGAACAUUUUAUUUAGCUGGGUGGAAACACUUUUAUACAGAAAUGCCAUUAACCCCUUCCCUCCUUCCCCCAUACAUAAAGUCAUGAAGUGAAAAACUCAAUUAGUCAUGCUGGAACAUGAGAAGUUAGUAGACUGCCACGGAAACACAUUGAUGGAAGGAAUAUGGGGUUUUCCACUUCUACUGGGCCCUGGAUCUGGAAUUGAGAAUGUGACCUGUACCUUUAAUAGGUAAACGAAAAGCACUAUGAGCAAGUAAUUCAGCCGUGCCCUAGGUAUUUUUAACUAUAUUUCCUAGGUAAAUGACUAUAGGUUUGAAGAAUUGGGUAAACUUUUCCUAUACCUCUGACCUCCACU